Anarrhichthys ocellatus (wolf-eel) is the source of this 729-nucleotide messenger RNA. Its product is annotated as guanylyl cyclase-activating protein 2-like. The coding region runs from base 1 to 729 and encodes 242 amino acids. The transcript is spliced from 6 exons. Gene Ontology annotation, biological process: visual perception. The record is from RefSeq and is a predicted model, not a curated record. NCBI's taxonomy places the organism in Eukaryota, Metazoa, Chordata, Actinopteri, Perciformes, Anarhichadidae. Gene Ontology annotation, cellular component: photoreceptor inner segment; cone photoreceptor outer segment. Gene Ontology annotation, molecular function: calcium ion binding; calcium sensitive guanylate cyclase activator activity.
AUGGGUCAAAAUCAGCAAGUACAGACACAGGAAGAAGAACUGGAGGUAAACUGCAUCCAGGACCUCUACAGGUCAUACGUCAUGGAGUGCCCCAGUGGAUCUUUGUACCUGCACGAGUUCAAGAGGAUGUUUGGAGUACAGCAUGGUACACCUGAAUCGCAGUACAUGGACAGCAUCUUCCAAGCAUUUGAUAUGAAUCACGACAACACAAUGGAUUUUAUGGAGUAUGUGUCGGCGCUUCAUCUUGUUCUGCGUGGAAAGCUUGAAGAUAAGCUGCGGUGGUCUUUCAAGGUGUUUGACAGUGAUGACAACGGCUGCCGAGACAGAAAUGAGCUCCGGAAGAUUGUUAAGAUAAUCUACAAGAUAAAGAAAGGCAUCGUGUCCGAUGAAGCGGGAACACAGAACCUCACUACUGAGCAGGUGUGUGAGCGCAUCUUUCAAGAGGUCGAUGUGAACAGUGAUGGUCAGAUUACGCUGGACGAGUUCGUCGAGGGGGCUCAGAGAAGUCCAUGGCUGCAGAACUUCCUGCGGCUUGAUGUCAAUCCCUGUGGAUGGGUCCAGAGCGGGAAUGCACCUCUGUUUUUCAUCCAGUUCGCAGCCCCUCUCCUCUCUAUGGGAGCUCCUGCUGCCUUCAAGUCCGCGAAGGCAGCACCCUAUCGCUGCAUCGCCGGACCUCAGGUGUCUCUGCUGGGCGGCCGCACAGCGCAGGAGCCGAUGGAGGAACAUUAA